CUGUUCGAAUUUGCUUCGGGUGGUUUCGUGUUGGCUGAAAAGGAUUCACUGCUCCCAAAUUUGGAGAACUUUGAUUAACAAUGUCGAAAUUAAAAAAAUAUGUUGAAGAGAGUAAAAGUACGAAGAAUUCUGAACUAGAAAUUAUUGAUAGAGGAAUCAGCAAUUUGUUGGAUGCUCCUGGAUUAUUUGAACUAGCUCAUCUAACAAGGUUGACGCUGUCACAUAAUAAACUUUCAAGUAUACCUGCUGCUAUUACAAAUUUAUACAACCUGGAAACAUUUAACUGUUUUAACAACCACAUUAAGGAAUUACCCCAAACCAUAAGUCAAAUGGUAAAACUGAAAAUACUAAAUCUUGGGAUGAAUAAACUGAACAUGUUACCGAGAGGAUUUGGAGCAUUCCCAGUGCUUGAAGUUCUAGAUGUGACAUACAAUAAUCUUAGUGAAAACAGUCUACCAGCUAACUUUUUUCAUCUGGAUUCACUGAGGGCACUGUAUCUAGGAGACAACGAUUUUGAGACAUUUCCGCCUGAAAUUGGAAAACUAAAAAAUUUACAAAUAUUGGUGUUAAGAGAAAAUGAUCUGAUUUCCAUACCAAAGGAAAUUGGUGAACUGGUAAGGUUACGAGAAUUGCAUAUUCAAGGAAACAGACUUACAGUUUUACCACCAGAAAUAGGGAACUUGGAUCUGGUAGGGUCAAGACAAGUGUUUAGAGGGGAAAACAAUCCAUGGGUAACACCCAUAGCUGACCAGUAUCAGGUGGGAGUGUCACAUGUGUUUGAUUACAUCAGAUCAGAAACAUACAAGUUUUUGUAUGGACGUCAUUUAGCUGCAGAUGCUCCACCACCACCCAAAACUGCUGACAAGUCGAAGAAAAUAAGCCGCCUUGGAUAGACUUGUCAACAUUUGCUUGAAAGGAAUACUGUGCUGAAAUUUUAGUUUUUCUGCCCUCACAUUCUGUGAUGGGGUCAGUCUGUUUGUUUGUCUUUUUGUUCUUACAAACUUCAAAACUUUGGCCUACAGUCCUAAGAUUUGGUGUGGUGAUUUGUCAUGACAAGUAGAUGAUCAAUAAGUCAAAGGUCACCAUGGCUUUGACCACUUAUGCUUGUCUCACCAAUAAGAAAUUAAAGGCUUUGCCCACAG
Ruditapes philippinarum (Manila clam) is the source of this 1142-nucleotide messenger RNA. Its product is annotated as ras suppressor protein 1-like. NCBI's taxonomy places the organism in Eukaryota, Metazoa, Mollusca, Bivalvia, Venerida, Veneridae. The transcript has 9 exons. Gene Ontology annotation, molecular function: protein binding. The record is from RefSeq and is a predicted model, not a curated record. Bases 81 to 893 code for a protein of 270 amino acids.